AUGUCUUGGGAAUUGAAGCGCGUCAGUACGCGCCAGACUUCGAUGGCUGCCACGGCGCUCCCUCUGGAACUGCAGCAGCAAGUGUUCUCUUACCUCGAUACGAAGUCGUUCUACAUGGCGCGGAAGGUCUGCAAGUACUGGCACUACGCGUCGACAGAUGCCGUGCCUUUGGCAAAACAACUAAGAAGGCUACCUAUCCUCCCUCCAGUCGAUGCGGCCGAAUCGAAUCCAGCCGAGCUCGAAGCGCUUUUCGACGAAGCGGCGCGAUCACUUAUGCUGGGAGUAUCCACGGAUCGCGCGUUCGACAAACCAGGGUGUCUUACACGAGCGUCGAAGAUGGGAUUCCCAAUCACACCACGAGUAACGGCGACGAGCAAUGGGAGCAAGACGGUGACGUUGAACGAUCGGAUGAUUGCGUUGUUCGACACUUCCGGGAAAGAGCCAGUCUGCCUCGCCCAGCGAGCGUUGAACGAUCUAAAGGAGACUGUGGGAAAUGGCCCUUGGCUGCAGAUCAAGCCCAAUAGCUAUAAUGAGCUCGCCCUUUCUUCAGACGGCAGUCUACUCGCAAUCGCACAAGAACGAACGAUUCAGAUCUACGACCUCCUAGCCGAACCGGACAGCUUUACUGUGAAUGAGUACGUUUCUAGCGCCACGGGACACUACAUCUGCGGCAUCGAUUUCGAACAAGACGAUCACGUCCUGCGUGUGAGAUUGAGUGGGAAAAGUGCUGUGCUAUAUCUGGGUACGCCGGCUGGCGAGGAGAAGCAAGGCCAAAAGGCGACAUUGGAGCAUUGGAAGAGCAAGGCGGGAUUGAAACAUACCUUCUUGGACUCGUCUCUGCUCUCGAUCCAAGGAAAGACCAACGAGGCGGACCAAAUGGCUCGCGUAUCUGGCCUCCAAUUACUGCAGCCAUUCGUGGAUGGAUACCUGUUCGGUGCACAACGACAUGGCGGCGGAGAGAGCAGUUACUACAUCCUGGGGCAUGUCAAGACAAGUGUCCCUCACAACACCGCAACCCUUGCUGUCGAAUCGGCCAAUGUAACAGUCCUGGCACGACUGGAGAGCUUCCUCAGCAGCUGGGACUUUACCCUAGAAGCAUUGUCCGAACGAGGGAUCGGUCUCUGGGAGAACAUGCCCAGCGCCCACGAGCACCAUCCACGAUUCGCCAUGAGCCCCGAAGGCAGCUAUCUAGCACUGGCCGAGCGCGACAAGAAGAGAAUCCGCCCAGCGCCCUUGACUCAGCUUUUCAUCUACCGCAUUCCCACCACGCAAGAACUCCGCGCAACCCUGACGAGCCACGAGGCUGAAAGGAAGGGUCGAUGGACGACGCUAGCCGGCUUCCUCGACAAGUUGGAAAGCCAGAAGGGGGAAUCAGAGCGACCUGCGCAAUCGUCGUCUUUGGCGUCUGGCACCACCAGCAAGUACACCGUCCCACGCGUGCCUCUCUGCCUGAGCACGUUGCAGGGUGACAUCACGGACCUGGCAUUCAGCCGCGUCGACGAGGAGAGCACAUUCUCCAUCAGUGCCGGCACGGUGGAGACGACACGGACGUGGCUCCUGCAGGAUUUGUGA
This is a messenger RNA of Zasmidium cellare ATCC 36951, 1572 nucleotides long. RefSeq lists its product as uncharacterized. The transcript has a single exon. The coding region runs from base 1 to 1572 and encodes 523 amino acids. Gene Ontology annotation, molecular function: protein binding. The record is from RefSeq and is a predicted model, not a curated record. NCBI's taxonomy places the organism in Eukaryota, Fungi, Ascomycota, Dothideomycetes, Mycosphaerellales, Mycosphaerellaceae.